AUGAAGGAAUUUCUCGACUCGGACAGGCUCAACUUUCUAGUCUGGAGAUAUUUGCUUGAAGGAAAUUAUCGAGAAACGGCUGCCAAGUUCCAAAAGGAAUGGCGCGUUAAAGAACCGCAUAGACAGUUUGAUUUUGCACCUCAUGUUCAAAAUCAUGCUCUUGUUUCCAUCGUGAACCGGGGGCUUGUGUACUGCGCCCUGGAGAGGGAAUUUGCCGAGUCACAGGUGCCUCAAACUGCUUCGGGAGAACCCCGGGAGGCGCCGCAUGGUGUUUUUGGACCCUUGAUUGUACAACCCCCAGCGCCAUUAAAAGCGCACAAAACAACCACAUCAGCCCUCGAUGCUGCAACAGAAGCAGGCGGCACAGCGACGGCGGCGCCAGUGGCAGCAAACGCAAAUGUAGCUGACACCACUGAUGCUGAUGCCGAUGCCGAUGCCGAUGCCGAUGGAGACGCGGACCUGGAUGCAGAUGGUGAUGCAGAUCCUGAUGCCGACGCAACUGGAGAGGAGGACGACAUUCUUCCCACAGUGGAGGGAGAAAACAACCGAAAGCGACAACUGCAAGCGGCCAACGGCUCGCCAAUGAAGCGUGCUCGGCUUGGACAUGGCUACGAAAAUGGAGUAGAGACUGGACCGACGCCCAUGGAGAUUGACGAGGCCGACAGUGGCAACAACAACAACCACGCCUACCCGUCACCACUGGAAGUGGACCAGAUUGCGACGCCUCCUCCACGGACUUUCGGACCUGAGCAAGGCACGCAGGUUGACAAGGUUGAUGAACUGACCCCCGAAACCAUUUUUCUAAGCACGUCUGCCGAGGAUGCAUCAACAAACGCGGGCUCUGGCGCUGUGCCACCUGCGACGCCGCCAACAGAAAACACACCGUCCCGGAGUCAACCCAAUCCUAUCCUUCUGCAUUGCGAGUGGAGCCCCAAUGACCCAUCAGUCUUGGCGGCUGCUGGAACCGAUGCGCUAGCCCGCAUUUGGACCGUUUCGCGUCCCACCCAGGCUGGGCCCGUGCCUGGACAUGCGGCAGAUCACGUGAGCAGCGUCUACGGCAAUUUAACCGAGGAUGAUGCCGCCCCUGAUGCUGUUAUAACUGCUAUGGCAUGGAACUGGGACGGCAGUGCUCUCGCCCUUGCCACAGACUCGGGGAACAAGGCACGGAUUAGCAUAUGGGCUGCCGAUGGCACGCAUCUGCAGCGCUUCGAUGUUGCCGAACCGCCCAUCAUUAAGCUCAAAUGGCAUCCCAACAACACUUGUGUUCUUGCUGUAGCGCCCGACACUGAAGGGACUCUUGUUACGGUCUUUGAGACUCAGGUGUCGCAUACGGUAUCAUACAGCCUACCCAGUCAUGACCUCGACGCAAAUCCCCUUGACGCUGCAUGGAUUAGCGAUACCGAGUUUCUGCUAUGCGGAGGAAGGCUGCUGGAGUCUUUCAAAUACACAGAGACGGAGAUUACCCUGGCGAGAAAAUUCCCUACAAGGGAGAGCGAUAUCUUUACCCAGGUUCAGUUUGAUUGGCGGUCCAAAUUGGUGGCAACUGCCAGCGAGACGGGCGUGAUAGAUCUCUGGGAUGAGUCUGGUCAGCGUCGAUCUAUUCCUGCACACUCAGGGCCCAUAACGUCACUAUCAUGGCAACCGUUGCAAGGCAACCCACCAGAUGAGGAGAGAUUACUUGCUUCAGGCGGGGAGGAUGGAAUCAUCUCCGUUUGGAACGCGCGAGUGCCCGAGAACAAGCCGAAGUGGUCGAUGACCAUGGAGCCGCCCAUCGUGGCGUUGUCGUUUACGCCCGACGGUGCCUUUAUCGCUGGGGCGACUACGGACAGGAUACUCAUAUGGAAAGUGGGCGAAUAUUCGAUCCCCAGGGCGAGCUGGAGCAGAACGUCUCAUGCGGGUUGGUCCAACUCUAAACUUGUCAAUGGUUCUCCGGCCAGUAUCGAAGAUACCCACUGCUUGUGCUGGGAUGCCAGCGGCCAAAAAUUGGCCUAUGGUACCAACAGCUUAAUCGCUGUGAUCAACUUUAGAUAA
This is a messenger RNA of Pyricularia pennisetigena, 2031 nucleotides long. RefSeq lists its product as uncharacterized. The record is from RefSeq and is a predicted model, not a curated record. Gene Ontology annotation, biological process: regulation of transcription by RNA polymerase II. Gene Ontology annotation, molecular function: protein binding; transcription corepressor activity. Lineage: Eukaryota; Fungi; Ascomycota; Sordariomycetes; Magnaporthales; Pyriculariaceae. The coding region runs from base 1 to 2031 and encodes 676 amino acids. Gene Ontology annotation, cellular component: Set3 complex. The transcript has 6 exons.